AUGGAGCUUAGUGAACACCUCUACAACACACUUUUCGCAAGCUUUAGAUCAAACAUUCUCCCUCCUCAGAUAGAACUGAAAAUAGGCUAUUCAUCUAACUCUGUUCUAUCCAUAGGCUCUCUGGUUUUAUAUCCAAAACGUAUCAAUUUUCGAUCUGGCGAAAGUAAAACUUCGGAAGGUAUAAACGCUACGGGAUAUAGAAGCACAAAACGUGAAGCAAAGUCACUCAAAAUAAGUAUUUGUGGCUCUGGAAAAAAGGUAUCUGAUACCAUUAUUGUCUCACUGGAAAAUAACCGCUUUAGACAGGCUCAUGUACUCUGCGCUCCAGACAGCAGUGAGUGUGGGUCUGAUUGCGAAAAAUGCACCAAAAAGAACUCCAAAAAGGUAAAGUUUCGCCAUACCUACAGGAAGAGUUACUUUAAUGGAGUUAUUGGUAACAAAGGUCCCUCUAAUCGCACGGAUAUUCCCACAAAUAAUCGCAAAAAUAUCGCUAAAGUUGCCAAGUUCGGCAUAACAUUGUAUCGUAUAGAUAAAAUAAGUCAUAAAACAUUUAAAAGGAGGGUAAAAUCGCCUAAUAGCUGUAUACAAGAGUAUGUGAAAAACUGUAAAGGUAAAAUAAAAUGUAAAAAGUGUACCAUAUUUACAAGGGAUAAACUAAAAAUCGUAAAUCCCAAUAUUAUAAGCAUAAACACGGUUGUUAAGACUAAUAUAAAUCGGCCUAUAGAUGGUCUGAUAUUGAAAUGUGAAUUGGAUUUGGAUGGUUUGAUUUUAACAUCUGAGCAUGCAAUAUCAACUAAUUCAUCCACAUUCAUUCCAUUCUAUAGUUCAGAUUAUUUGGAAUGCCAUAAUCAUCCUGAUGAAAUUGAUAAUGAAAAUGAGUGUUGUUGUACAUUGAAAGAAUCUCUGAUCUGUUCUCUACAUUUUAAAAGGAUACUUGGUGAAAUCCAAAAUAUAUUAGAUUGCUUGUACAAUGGAAUCGGAAAUUCCCUAAAGUGUAGGUAUAUGCUUUAUUACCAUUUACAAGUUCUACAUUUUUUACAGUCUAGAGGUCUAAGGCACUGUAACCUCCAUCGGAUUCCGGACGCUAUUCUAUCAAUCAAUCUUGGGAAUAAUUGUAAAUUAAAUUACAAAAACGAUAUAAAUGAUGAGAAGUAUUUGGAUCAGAUCUUUCUGGAUGCUAAAAGACUUUUAAAAAAAAAAAAAUUCAUUAGGCGCAUAAGAACCCUUUCCUGUGAUAUUAAAAAUUAUAACGGUAAUGAUGAAACAAAUGUGGGUUUCCAUGAAAUAUUACAUGCUCUAAAUGUUCCUCAUGGACUGCGAUGCAUUUACGGUCAAAGUGAUCCAUUUGUAUCACUAGAUUCCAAGAUAUUCUGCAAUAAAAUGUCUGACAUUCUCAUUAGAUAUAGUGAUAUUUUGAGCCUCAAACCAGGAAAUAUAUCUUUCAUGAUUGAACCGGAAGACUUUACAUUUCUACGUCUGUUGGUAAAUACACCACUUUAUAACGUAAAACUGAUUGAUGAUGUUACCCGUCCAGAUGAAACCGAAAAUAGUCGUCCUAACAAAGCUAUAAAUGGGAAUAUAAGCUACAAAAGUAUCAAUAGAUUAAUUUGGAGGUAUAAAGGUGUCUUGUCUAGGUAUCCUAACACUCUUUCCACAUUCUUGAGGUUUGUGGAUUACUCUGAUAAUCUACAAGUUGAAUCUCUAAAGACGCUCUUGAGUUGCUGGAAAAUACAAAAUGUAGAAUCACUUGUAGAACUUAUUUCUUGUGAUUUUAUUGUUACAUAUGUUAGGAGGUAUAUUUUGGACUCUGUUAAAUCAAUGUUUACCGUGCAACAUGUCAAUGUUUAUAUCAAUCAACUAGUCUUAGCCUUGCUCUAUGAUGUUGAUGAUUGCCUGAGAAAUUUCUUGUUUAAAGCUUCUUUAUCAAGUUUUGAGCUUUCUUUGAACCUUUAUUGGCAUCUCAGAUGUAAUUCUGAAAGAGAAAUAGAGAUAAAUUAUAGAAGAAAAUUUAGCGAAUGCUUAUUAAAAUAUCUGGAAUUUCUAGAAACAGAAUCCCUAUCAGAUGUAAAAAGAGCUAUCGAUAGGCAAAAUAACUUUGUAGGUGUUCUGAGAAAUAUAAACAAAAGGCUCGAUAAUUAUGGAAUUGAUGAAGGGUGGAAAUAUUUCCAUACGGUAGUUAAUGAUAGACACACAAAUUUUGAGCUUAUAGGAAAUAAUUUGGAAAUAAAAUCUGGAUUUCCCCUCUUCACUCAUCCAAACUUGACCCUAAAAACACUUGUACCUAAAAAGUGCCGUGUUUUAAAGUCUAAGAGAUAUCCAAUCGUUUUACAUUCUAAUGUAGCUCCUACGCCAAAUUGUACUCUCUGUUCUUCUAACAUUUUUCAAAGUUCUACAUUUCUGUUCAUGUACAAAUUUGGCGAUGAUCUAAGGCAAGAUCAGCUCUGUCAACAGUUAAUUUCAAUCAUAAAUUAUACAUUAAAGGGGCAUGGGAUAAGAACCGGACUAAUUCCGUAUAAAAUUAUGCCAAUAUCUCCAAAUGACGGAUUUAUAGAGUUUAUACCAAACUCAAGUACGAUUUUUGAUAUUGUGAAUGAUUGGGAUUCUUUGGAAAAUUUUUUGGAAAAUGGGAAUCUUCAUAGUCUAGACAAAAAAAUGCACAGAAUUCGCUAUAUAAGAAAUUUUGUGGAUAGUCUUGCGUCUCUUUCUGUAAUAUCCUACAUAUUUGGAAUUAGGGAUCGGCACUAUCACAAUAUUUUGAUGACUAGGGACGGAUUCCUUGUUCACGUGGACUUUAGCUAUAUUUUUGGAGCAGAUCCAACACCCUUGGUACAACCUCCAUUCAAACUUUCUAGAGAGUUUAUGGGCCUCUUGGGAGGAAAAGAAAGCAGUUUGUACAAGUUAUUUACAAAAAAGUUCACUUGUAUAUUCUGUAUAUUACGAUCGCAUUCAUCGGAAAUAUUAAACUUACUCUACGCUUCACUCUCAAGCAAACUUCCAAACCUAUCCCUCAGGGCUAUAGUAGAAGUUGAAAUGAGAUUUAAACUUGACUUGAAAAGGAACUCUAUAGAAGAAUUUGCACAAGGCAUAAUUUCGGAAUCUGCGGAUUCAUACUCGCCACUCAUUUUAGAUACAUGGCACAAAAUCUCUAGCUUUUUCAAAUAG
Molecule: messenger RNA, 3162 nt
Organism: Theileria equi strain WA
Lineage: Eukaryota; Apicomplexa; Aconoidasida; Piroplasmida; Theileriidae
Product: phosphatidylinositol 4-kinase family protein
Exons: 1
Coding region: 1-3162 (1053 amino acids)
Biological process (GO): phosphatidylinositol-3-phosphate biosynthetic process; endocytosis; phosphatidylinositol-mediated signaling
Cellular component (GO): phosphatidylinositol 3-kinase complex, class III, type II; endosome; phagophore assembly site
Molecular function (GO): 1-phosphatidylinositol-3-kinase activity
Source: RefSeq, a predicted model, not a curated record